CUCCUCGACGCGUUCCAUCUCACCCCGCGCGCCACCACCCUGACCUCUCUGAUCGCCGACCCGCGACAAGGAUCGGAGAUCAGCAGGCCAUAUAUUUCGAUUGUGCGAACCACCACAUUGAUCGAGAAGCUCCACGAGGAGAUUUCUUUUUGCCCACGAGUUCCAAUUCUUGGCCUGCAAAGAGAUCCUACAGUUCCCAUCCAUACAAAGCUUUGCUUCUCCUUUCGCUUUUUUAGCUUUGUUUAUUAUAUUUGAUUUUCCGUAUGUAAACAAGUACGAGGCCGAGGUUGACAGAGUACAGAGAGAAUUAAGCGGGGGAAUAAGAAGCCAUGAAGGGCGAAGAAGAAGAUGGAGGAGGGAAGAAGGCGGGGGGAGCAGGAGGAAGAGGAGCGCUGAAGAAAGGGCCGUGGACGCCCGCGGAGGACGCUAUCCUGAUGGAGCACGUGCGGCGGCACGGGGAGGGGAACUGGAACUCGGUGCAGCGGCACAGCGGCCUGGCUCGCUGCGGCAAGAGCUGCCGACUCCGCUGGGCCAACCAUCUCCGCCCUAACCUCAAGAAGGGCUCCUUCUCCCCCGAAGAGGAGCUCCUCAUCCUCCGCCUCCACUCCCAGCUCGGCAACAAAUGGGCGCGCAUGGCUGCCCACCUCCCCGGGAGGACCGACAACGAGAUCAAGAACUACUGGAACACCCGUCUCAAGCGCCGGCAGCGAGCCGGCCUGCCCAUCUACCCGCCGGAGCUACAAGAUGGCGUCGGAUUCGACCACUACCAGCUGAAGCAUGAGGCUCCGACGUCGCUCUGGACGCCGCCGCCGCUGCCUUCUCCGUCGUUUGCAGCAGAACACAAAGCUCAGCUCCCCUCUCUUUGGCCAGUUCCAUUGCUGAAUCACGACAGUUUUCGUCCUCCGUCAGGGAUCACUCUGUCCCCUCUCCGGCGGAAUGAGUUCCAUGGUCACCUCGGCUUUAAAUUCCCGCCCUCGCCGCCGCCUAAUCCGACUUCUCUGUUUCCGAAGCAACAGCUUAGGCUGGGGCAUUCUCAAGCGACUCCGCCACAGCUGCUGUCGCCCCUGCCAUGGCCCCCUCAGGGGAAAAUGGAGCUCUCUUCAUGCCAACUGUUCCCGGAUCUCGUCGGAGGCGGCGACGACCCCACCGGCCGCGAGCUUCUGGAGGCGUUGCUGCAGGACGAGCGUGUCACCCAGGAUAUAAACAUAGGGGAGCUCUUGGCGCUGCCGACUAUCGAUGAGCAAGGCGCGUUAUGGGAACAAAUCUUUGGCGACGGCGAAGGCCAAGGGGUCGAUGAGACUUCUCAAGGCUACUUUCUGGGAUCAGCCACUAAACUGGAGGGUUUGCACUGUGACAUGGGAAACAAGAUAAAGAGUGAACUUCCGGGCGAUGCCAUUCCGGUGGAAGACGAUACACCCGGAGUCCUUAACAUCCCGGAGCCCAUGGUGUCAAAAAUCCCUGGCUGGUGCAAUAUCGACGCCGCAGAGAUCUCCAAUGGGCAGUCGGCAGCGACGGUGAGCGACGGAACGGACAUACAACGGUUGGCUUCAUCCCUCUCCGACGCCCCCGCAGAGUAUGACCGGAGUAUCAGUUCAUGGCCGUGGAACAACUUGCCAAGAAUAUGUUGAAGACCUUACGAGCAUCUUCGUUCGUAGUGAGGUUGCUUGAAGCUGUUGUAUGGGUUUCCGGGGAACUGGGUUUCGAGACCUGUAACUAAAUGCUCUGGACUCUCAUACUGUGUAUGAACUUGUAUCAAGUGGCUGGCUAUGUCGGAGAGCAAGUGAUGUUUCUACGGUUCUUUUCUUUCACUGUA
This is a messenger RNA of Musa acuminata AAA Group (dessert banana), 1813 nucleotides long. Its product is annotated as transcription factor MYB97-like. The record is from RefSeq and is a predicted model, not a curated record. Bases 330 to 1628 code for a protein of 432 amino acids. Gene Ontology annotation, molecular function: catalytic activity. NCBI's taxonomy places the organism in Eukaryota, Viridiplantae, Streptophyta, Magnoliopsida, Zingiberales, Musaceae. The transcript is spliced from 3 exons.